AUGAAGAUAACGCUAGCGUCUGCUAUAGCACUUCUUCUGUCCACGACCGCCACCUCUCUUACGGUUCCAAAGUCAGACGUGGCCAUCCGCCAUGGCGAACUCACCACACCUUCCUACGACGCCAUAGAUCUUGAAGGCAAAGAUCUGCAGAAACGACGUGGAGGUGGAGGAGGUGGCAGAGGCGGAGGCGGAGGCGGGAGCAGUGGAGGCGGAGGUGGUGGGCGUACGGGUGGACGUACAAAUGGAGGUGCCUCCAAUCAUCCAGGAGCUCGUCCAGGGUCAACAAGCACGACUAGUAACCGUGGAGGCACAUCGCCCGGUGGCUCUGGACAACGGCCCACGUACGGACGUGGUGGUGGGUAUUACAGCGGGGGUGCGACUGUUCCUUAUCAAUCGGGCAUUCGGUCACCGUUGGGUAUUACUCCUUUCUUCCUCCCUGUCGCUGCGCUGGCCUUCUUCCCUGGUCUUUGGCUCUACGGAGCAUACGCCUACCAUUACAACCACCCUUAUCAUUAUAUCAACGAGACCACGAACAGAAACGAAUCGAUGCCGGUCAUCUGCUUGUGCGGAGAGCAUGCGACAUGCGGAUGCGAUGACAACAGCAAUAACACGUACUACGAGUCGCUCUUCAACGGUACGCAGCCUAAGAACAGCAGCAUCGUCAAAGUCACGAAUGUCAAUGGUACGCAAACCAUUGCCAUCAAUGGGACCCUAACCAACGGGACAACAGCGGACGAGGAUACCGUGGAUUCGGGUGCUACCAUGACGGUAAUGCAAGCCAGCGGGUACUGGGCGAUGGCUGCCAUUGCUAUCAGCGCGGUUUAUACUCUGUGA
Molecule: messenger RNA, 834 nt
Organism: Aspergillus mulundensis
Lineage: Eukaryota; Fungi; Ascomycota; Eurotiomycetes; Eurotiales; Aspergillaceae
Exons: 1
Coding region: 1-834 (277 amino acids)
Source: RefSeq, a predicted model, not a curated record